GCGAGAAAAAGUAUAAAUUAAUUUUGUGUGAAGAGAAUGCAAUUUAUCUAAUAUACUUAUAUAUGUAUGUAUAUAUAUAUAUAUAUAUAUUUGAGAAAAAAUUUAAAUAUUUGUAAAUAAAAAUAAAGAAGAGUGCAAUGAGUGCAAGUAUGAAAGAGACAAUGCAUAAUUUGAGUAAUAUCGUGAACAACGAGCAUAUUCAUGGAAAUUUAGAGGUAAUUCCGUAAAUUCUAUCUUUUAGACAGAAAUUAAGAAGUUGGCUUAAUCGACAUUUACGAAUUGAAAUGACUGAUGGAAGAGUCUUAAGAGGAGCGUUUUUAUGUACUGAUCGCGAUGCCAAUGUCAUCCUUGGCUCGUGCACUGAAUUUCUGUCUACAGAACAUACAGAAGCAAGAGUUUUAGGCUUGGUAAUGGUGCCUGGUCGACACAUUGUUUCAAUACAUCUUGAUAUUUAAAAUGGCGCGCUGCUCUUAUAAGACUGUAAAUAUAUAAUCCACUAUAUAUGCUUAUUUAUUAUUUACUAAUAUAGAUAUUAUAUGAAUAUAUUAUAUUUGCCUUUUUAAAAACUUAAUUUUUGCAACAUUAGUUAGGCAAAAAAUAAAAGAUAAAUACUGCUGUUAAUUGUUAAUACUGUUAAUUACUGAACCAUCAAAUAUAACAAACAUACUUGUAUUAUUUGAUUAAUUUCAUUUCAAAAAUAUAAAAAAAUUAUAAAUAAU
Formica exsecta is the source of this 719-nucleotide messenger RNA. It is a transcript of the gene Sbat, whose product is annotated as N-alpha-acetyltransferase 38, NatC auxiliary subunit. Gene Ontology annotation, cellular component: NatC complex. The record is from RefSeq and is a predicted model, not a curated record. The transcript is spliced from 2 exons. Gene Ontology annotation, molecular function: RNA binding. NCBI's taxonomy places the organism in Eukaryota, Metazoa, Arthropoda, Insecta, Hymenoptera, Formicidae.